AUGAAGUCGUUCCGCCGUUCACAAGGUCAUGGUAACGGCCACUCGCAUUCCAACUCGCACGGGCAGACAGGUCCAAGCUCGGGGUUCCGACCGCCCGGUCCCAACGGCCCCAAUGGCCCUGUCCCACCGUUUGCCAAUCCUCUUUCACGGCCAACAGAGCGCGUCGCACCGCCCCAGAAGGUUAUCAAGGCCCUCGCUAGCCACCGCAGCACCAACCCCCAGCAACUAAGUUAUUCUAAAGGCGACUUUUGGUAUGUCAUUGGCGAACGUGACGAGUGGUACGAGGCAUUGAACCCUAUCACAUCAUCGCGCGGUCUAGUCCCAAAGAAGGACUUUGAGGAGUUUGCAAAGGGUGGACGACAGUACCAGGCAGGUCAACCCACAUCUCCUACUACGGCCUCGCCGCCCGAUCAUACCCGAUCUCUCUCCAACUCACACUCUCUGCCUCGCAGCAACCCUAUGCACUCGCCCACCGCCAUGAUGGGACCCACUUCAGCACCCACCACGCCAGGGAACAAACGCGUGUCGCCACUCUAUGCUAUUGUCCAAUACGACUUCCAUGCCGAGCGACCAGACGAACUUCAAGCAAAGGCUGGAGAGCCCAUCGUCGUCAUCGCACAGAGCAACCAUGAAUGGUUCGUCGCCAAGCCGAUUGGCCGGUUGGGCGGUCCAGGUCUGAUUCCUGUUACGUUUGUCGAGAUUCGCGACCCAGUUACGGGCUUAAGACUCGACUCGUUCCCGACCAACAUUCCCCAGGUCGAGGAGUGGAAGAAAGCGACUGCCGAGUACAAGGCAGCGGCGAUUCCCCUCGGCCGCCUCGACGUGCCGCCCGACCAGCGUGUCACAAACUCGCCCUUCCAAACGCAGGCCAACUCACAGGCUGGGGGAAGCGGCGUACCGUCGAACCGCGCGUCUCAGCGGACCCAGGCGUCUCAGCGAACCCGCUCGUCGGCAGGCAGCGCGGCGGGCCUCGGUGCAGGCGCUGCCCGAGGCAUGACCACUCAACCCCAAGGGCCUCCGUGCACCGAGCCCCACCCAUCAGCACAGACGACGGACAACGAGCCAAUGCUCCCUCUCGGCGAGCUCACAGAACUCGGCGUGCCCUCGUUCCACAACGAGUCGGGCAACUACUGGUUCAGACUCCAUGCUGUCCAUGUCCCAGAUGACGAGUCGGCGCCUGCGUCCAAGCUCAUCCUAUAUCGCACGUACGAUGACUUUUACGACUUCCAGAUCGCGUUGCUCGACACGUUCCCUGCCGAGGCCGGGCGUCCAGAACACGAGGGCGACGCACCCCCACCACGGAUUCUGCCUUACAUGCCGGGCCCGGUCGACGAGGCGAUCGACGACGAGUUAACCGAAUACCGCCGUGACGAGCUCGACGCGUACGUGCGCGCGCUGUUAGACUUGCGCGGCGCGGACGCAGCCUACAUUCUGCGGCACGAGCUGGUCCGCUCGUACUUUGCAGCCAAGUUUGGCGAUUACUCGGAGGAGAUCUCGCGCGAGCAGGGCUUGGAGAAGCUGCAGAACCUCGCCCACCGCAUGAGCGCCAUGAACCUCGGUGGGGCGCAGCAGCAGCAUCACGCGAACAAUCGCAGCAUCGACCAGGCCGCGAUGCUGCCUCCAACGGCGCAACAGCCCUCGCCUGUUCCCGCCUACAACAAUGGGCACGCGUACUCCGGACAUGGACACACGCGGACCGCGAGCCGUGACCUCGCAAUCUCGCAGGGCCACGGACGCCAGAUGUCAGGCCAGCAGGUGCACAUGCCGCACGCGGGGCAGUGGACGAACUCGCCAAGCACGGCGACAGGCCCGUCGUUCCCCAACCACCACCCAGUAUCGCAAUCGAUGCCAGCCACCCCCGCGCAACCACCACCCAACCCGCGCUCGGGCGCCGCCUUCGUCAAGGUCAAGGUGUACGACAAAGCGACGGACGACCUUAUCGCUUUGCGCGUGCACCCGCAGGUCACGUACAUCGAGUUGCUGGAGAAGGUGCGCGCGCGACUGGGGCCCGACGUCAACGUCCUUUCAUACAAGGUCGGCGGGACGAGCGGGAGCGCCGCGGCGGGCGCGCAGGGACCGACCCAGCCGAUCCGCGACGACCUCGAUAUGGCUGAGUGGAUGGCAGUCGAGGACCAGAGGUUGCUCCUGUAUGCGGAGCAGUAG
Cutaneotrichosporon cavernicola is the source of this 2163-nucleotide messenger RNA. RefSeq lists its product as uncharacterized. The transcript is spliced from 5 exons. The coding region runs from base 1 to 2163 and encodes 720 amino acids. NCBI's taxonomy places the organism in Eukaryota, Fungi, Basidiomycota, Tremellomycetes, Trichosporonales, Trichosporonaceae. Gene Ontology annotation, biological process: conjugation with cellular fusion. The record is from RefSeq and is a predicted model, not a curated record. Gene Ontology annotation, molecular function: protein-macromolecule adaptor activity; phosphatidylinositol binding; protein binding. Gene Ontology annotation, cellular component: cytoplasm; mating projection tip.